AAGAACUUCCGGGUCAACCCAGGGGUCAACAAUAAUCUUUGCUAUUUUAACAGAACUAAAGCAGCUGAUGGGCUAUUUGGUUAUAAUACCAACAUAUAACUACACAUAAAACAGCAAAUGCCUUCAAAUGUGUUAUGCAAAUAGUUUUUCAUUCAAUCUCGGCUUAUGUAAGGCAAGUUACACAAGUAGUGCUUCUGGGAUAGAAUAUAUCCAAGAUGGCGGCGGUGUUGAAAGUGUCCUCUCAGCUGGUGAAGAACAUCGCAAUCAAAACACCGAUUGCGUCCACCUCUACAGCUACAAGAAAGCUCCAUUUUGGACCCAGUGUGAACACAGAUGUGAAAACAGGACAGAUUUCCAAGGAUUAUCAGGUGAUAGAUCACACCUAUGAUGCAGUUGUCGUCGGAGCGGGAGGGGCGGGGCUCAGAGCUGCUUUUGGAUUGGCUAACCAGGGCUUUAAGACAGCGUGUAUCUCCAAAUUGUUUCCAACACGAUCUCACACAGUUGCAGCACAGGGUGGCAUUAAUGCAGCACUGGGCAAUAUGGAGGAAGAUGAUUGGAAGUGGCACAUGUACGACACUGUCAAGGGAUCUGAUUGGCUGGGAGAUCAGGAUGCAAUUCAUUACAUGACCGAAGAGGCACCUAAAGCCGUUAUAGAGCUUGAGAAUUAUGGUAUGCCAUUUAGUCGGCUGGAGAAUGGGAAGAUCUACCAGCGCGCCUUUGGUGGUCAGAGUCUGAAAUACGGGAAAGGUGGUCAAGCUCACAGGUGUUGCUGUGUGGCUGACAGGACUGGACACUCCCUGCUGCACACUUUGUAUGGAAGGUCCCUGAAAUAUGACACCAACUAUUUCAUCGAGUAUUUUGCUCUGGAUCUUCUGAUGGAGGACGGGGAGUGUCGCGGGGUACUGGCGUUCUGUCUGGAGGACGGAAGUCUGCACAGAAUUAAGGCUAAGAACACCAUCUUAGCUACUGGAGGUUAUGGUCGCUCCUAUUUCUCAUGCACCUCAGCUCACACAUGUACUGGUGAUGGCACGGCCAUGGUCGCACGUGCAGGUCUGGCGAACGAAGACAUGGAGUUUGUACAGUUCCAUCCCACUGGGAUCUACGGUGCGGGCUGCCUCAUCACGGAGGGGUGCAGAGGCGAGGGAGGGUUUCUGAUCAAUGGAAAUGGAGAGAGGUUCAUGGAGAGAUAUGCCCCCUCUGCCAAGGAUUUAGCUUCUAGGGAUGUGGUGUCAAGGUCCAUGACUAUUGAGAUGAGGGAAGGAAGAGGCUGUGGGCCUAACAAGGACUAUAUCUACCUGCAGUUGCACCACUUGCCACCCAACAUCCUCAGCACUCGCCUUCCAGGGAUCUCGGAGACCGCCAUGAUCUUCGCUGGGGUUGAUGUGACCAGGGAACCAAUCCCUGUCCUCCCCACGGUCCAUUAUAACAUGGGCGGCGUACCCACCAAUUAUAAGGGACAGGUGGUUCAAUACACAGAAGAGAAGGGAGACUACAUCGUGCCAGGACUGUACGCUUGCGGCGAGGCUGCAUGUGCAUCUGUGCACGGUGCCAACAGGUUGGGCGCAAACUCGCUGCUCGACUUGGUAGUGUUUGGAAGAGCAUGUGCUCUCACCAUUGCUGAGGAGAACAAACCUGGCGAACCCAUUGGGGACCUCUCUGCUAAUUCUGGUGAGGCAUCUGUGGCUAAUAUUGAUAAACUUAGGCAUGCCAAUGGUUCUACUCCAACUGCUGAGCUAAGACUGCAGAUGCAGAAGGACAUGCAGAACCAUGCUGCCGUGUUCCGUGAUGGACCUGUGCUGAAGGAGGGAUGCAGGAAACUGGAUGCUGAGUGGAAACAGAUGGACGACCUCAAGGUGUCAGACAAGAGUCUGAUCUGGAACACAGACCUGGUGGAGACCUUGGAGCUACAGAAUCUGAUGAUCAACUCCCUGGAGACCAUCUACGGUGCUGAGGCCAGGACAGAAAGCAGGGGAGCCCACUCCAGAGAAGACUUUAAGGAGCGUGUAGAUGAGUAUGACUACAGCAAACCUCUAGUGGGACAGACCCCCAAACCAUUGAAAGACCACUGGAGGAAACAUACACUGUCCUAUGUGGAUAAUGAUACUGGCAAAGUGCGACUAGACUACAGACCUGUUAUUGACAGUACUUUAGAUGAACAGAAAGUACCAAAUGUCCCCCCUGCUAUAAGAUCUUAUUAAGAGAUACAGAGAGAGAAAAAAAUAACAUUAUUUUAAGCCAGAUGUGAUGUGAUGGUAUAGUUUGCUUGUACUCUGAAGACAGAUAUUUUCUGGAUAUAGAAACUAAAGAGUUCAGUCAUAGCAUGGAUAAAAAAGAAAAGCUGAAGGGAACAAAAUUGGGUGCUCUUCUAGGUGACUUAUUUAUGGUUUAGGAAGAUGAUGUUUGAAUUCCUUGUUGAUACUCCAGGAGCCAUAUUUGGACAUAGUCACUUUUUAUUCAGUCAAAUUGAGUGAAAUAUAGAGUGUUAUUUGGCUUCUGAAUUUGUAAUAUAAUUUUUUCUUGGUUUAUGAGUUCUGAGUCAGUCAGCAGCUGGACAUUUUUAAAAAAAAUUAUUCAUUUAAAUGUGACAUUAAUCUGAGCAGUGCUUUUGUGUAUUUUGCUUAUUGCCAUCUUGGGGCUGGUGUCAUGAAUAUAUCACAAGAAAACCA
Lingula anatina is the source of this 2666-nucleotide messenger RNA. Its product is annotated as succinate dehydrogenase [ubiquinone] flavoprotein subunit, mitochondrial. Lineage: Eukaryota; Metazoa; Brachiopoda; Lingulata; Lingulida; Lingulidae. Gene Ontology annotation, cellular component: respiratory chain complex II (succinate dehydrogenase). Gene Ontology annotation, biological process: mitochondrial electron transport, succinate to ubiquinone; tricarboxylic acid cycle. Gene Ontology annotation, molecular function: flavin adenine dinucleotide binding; electron transfer activity; succinate dehydrogenase (quinone) activity. The record is from RefSeq and is a predicted model, not a curated record.